Messenger RNA from Marasmius oreades (fairy-ring Marasmius), 1758 nucleotides. RefSeq lists its product as uncharacterized. Gene Ontology annotation, cellular component: RNA N6-methyladenosine methyltransferase complex; nucleus. The record is from RefSeq and is a predicted model, not a curated record. Gene Ontology annotation, molecular function: mRNA m(6)A methyltransferase activity. The transcript is spliced from 6 exons. Bases 49 to 1740 code for a protein of 563 amino acids. Lineage: Eukaryota; Fungi; Basidiomycota; Agaricomycetes; Agaricales; Marasmiaceae.
UGGUAAGUAGAGGAAUUGGGCGCUUAUUAAGUCUUCGCGCUCUCCACGAUGUCGAUUAACGAGAGACUCAAGAUUGUGGCCAAAACUGCUUUACACCGACUAGUUACUGAAGGAAGACUGUCGACUCCAAUUUCCUCCAGAGAGCUAUUGGUUCGUGUCAUCACCUCCAAGCUUCCUUGCGACCUCUUCCCAGACACCUCUACACCUCCUAGGUUCCGUCUUACGGAUAUUUCUCUAUUCGAAAACAUUAUCACGGAACUUUCUCGCGAUUGGGAUCAAGCAGAAAUUGGGUUUACGAAGGACAAUAACGAAUUCAUCGUGAUUGAUAUCUUGCUUCCCAACGGACAGUCCACAUCUAGCAAUACCGCUUCAUGUUCACUCGCCAAUUCGAGGAAGAGGAAACACGUAGUAGACGAAGAAGCUGAUUCUGCUGCAGGAGAUGAACCCGAGGAACUCAGUGGGGAGCAGCAUGGAACGCUUUCCAUAUCGCGUCUCAGCAAGCAACAGAGGGAAGUUUAUACGAUUCUACAGAAAAGUACAGCAAAGGGCCGGCUUAUGGCGGAACAGUUUAGAUCCCAAGACGGCGCAUUCGAGCCUAUAUGCCCUCAUAUUACUAAAGACGAAUGCGCAAAAGCUCGUACGCUGGAUUCAUCCAUCACGCCUUCUUCGUCUUCUGCAGCCGGCAGCAUUUGUGAUCGUGUCCAUUUUAGACCACUCAUCCGGCCACAUACGGAUCCUAGUCUGGGCCAUUGCUCUUACCUCAACACAUGUUACUCUGAACCUACAUACGCCCAAUCUCCUUCGAUCCCUCCAUUUCCUGGGGCAAUGCAUGUAUUAGCACCUGGUUCUCGAGGUCCCACAUCUCUUCCCUCCGGUCUUGGAGCUGGAGGAAGGGGAAAGGAGAAGGCUCCUUGCAAAUACCUUCACUAUGAAGUUGAUUGGGACGGAAGUGAUGGCGAUUGGUCGAGAGGUAAUACUAGAGGUGGAGAGGUCGUGAGGAAGAAGCUACAUAGAUUGCCAGUUGGACUCGGCCCCUCUGGGAAAAGUAUGAAGAUGCUCCCGCCACAGUGGAUCAAUUGUGAUUUACGACGCUUCGACUACUCCGUUCUUGGCAAGUUUCAUGUCAUCAUGGCCGAUCCUCCUUGGGACAUUCAUAUGAGUUUACCGUAUGGUACUAUGACCGACGACGAAAUGCGUGCCAUGCCCAUUCCCGCAUUGCAGGACGAAGGUCUUCUUUUCCUUUGGGUAACAGGACGUGCCAUGGAAGUCGGCAGGGAAUGUCUUCGUGUCUGGGGUUACACGCGUAUUGAUGAAGUCAUCUGGCUGAAGACGAAUCAGUUGCAACGAGUUAUUCGUACAGGUCGGACGGGUCAUUGGUUGAACCAUACAAAGGAACACAUGUUGGUUGGCGUCAAAACAAAUUUGGAUGAGAAAGGCGAACUCGAAAUUCCGUCCUGGGUCAAUCGCGGUUUGGAUACGGAUGUUGUCGUCUCGGAGGUCAGAGAGACUAGUAGAAAGCCGGAUGAGGUGUAUGGGUUGAUUGAGAGAAUGUGUCCUGGGGGACGGAAGGUAGAGAUUUUUGGGAGGAAGCAUAACACCAGGCCCGGGUGGCUGACGUUGGGGAAUCAAUUAGGACCCGACCAGAUCUUUGAAGAAGACCUUGCUGCUCGUAUCCAAACUAGGUACCCGGAGCGCGCUACUAACGCCAUGCAAAAUGUACAAGGAAAUACCCCAUAUUAGAUUCAUCCAUACCAAAUU